Molecule: messenger RNA, 1684 nt
Organism: Astyanax mexicanus (Mexican tetra)
Lineage: Eukaryota; Metazoa; Chordata; Actinopteri; Characiformes; Acestrorhamphidae
Gene: yeats4
Product: YEATS domain containing 4
Exons: 7
Coding region: 154-834 (226 amino acids)
Biological process (GO): regulation of DNA-templated transcription
Source: RefSeq, a predicted model, not a curated record
AUCUGUCUAAGGACUCUUACGGUAGACCGGCUGAAAUAAAGAUAGGGAUAGCUCUCGGUGCUUCAUGGCCAUUUCACUCUUUUCUGUUAAAGCGGUUUAUUCGUAAUCUGGUAAAAAAAAUAAUCCGGGUUGAAUAUUCUCUGUGUUUAUACUAUGUUUAAGAGGAUGGCUGAGUUCGGUCCAGAUUCAGGAGGCCGCGUGAAGGGAGUGACCAUUGUGAAGCCCAUCGUGUUUGGAAACGUUGCCCGGUAUUUUGGUAAGAAGAGAGAGGAAGAUGGUCACACUCACCAGUGGACUGUUUAUGUAAAGCCAUACAGAAAUGAGGAUAUGUCGGCUUAUGUCAAGAAGAUCCAGUUUAAGCUUCACGAGAGCUACGGGAAUCCUUUACGAGUUGUCACCAAGCCCCCAUAUGAGAUAACUGAGACGGGCUGGGGAGAAUUUGAGAUCAUCAUAAAGAUCUUCUUUAUUGACCCGAAUGAGAGACCGGUUACGCUGUAUCAUCUGCUGAAGCUGUUCCAGUCAGACUCCAGCGCCAUGCCCAAGAAGACUGUAGUCUCAGAGUUUUAUGAUGAAAUGAUUUUCCAAGACCCCACAGCGAUGAUGCAGCAGCUUCUGAACACCACCCGGCAGCUCACACUGGGGGCGUAUAAACAUGAGACAGAGUUUGCAGAGCUGGAGAUGCGGACGCGGGAGAAGCUGGAGGUGUCGAAGAAAAAGACGAGUCUGGAGAUAACUGAACUGAAGGAGAAGCUGAAAGCCUCCAGAGAAAACAUUAACUUCUUGAAGGAGGAGAUCCGCAAACUUGAGGAGGAGGACCAGAUUAAAGAGCACUGAGGACUCUUAUUAUAGAGAGUGGGAACUGGGUUCUUGUUCAUCCGGAGGAAGUGUUUGUUUUUGUUGUUGUUUUUGAAAGGAAAAUUCUUUAUACAGUGGACAGUGGUAUAUAAAUAAUCACCAUCCUUCCAGGUGAAACCAUAUCUGUAUAAUUCAAAAAGAGCCUGUGUGGAGGGGAAAUCCACCAGAUUUCAAAAUUCUCUGUCGAAUUCAGUUUAAGUAUCUGUUUAACCCUGCCCAUUGGACACAGUUGAGUAAGUAUACACAGUUUUUAAAAUCUCCAGCAGCACUGCUGUCUGAUCUGAAAUGAGUGUAUGUACUGUACAUUUAGUGUAAAAUCAGUGAUUUUAGUGUAAAAUUUCACAAUUUCUUGAAUUUAUAAUCAAACACACUCUAAACUCACAGAUGACUCCUCUCUGAUAAUACAGUGGAAUGCAGUGAAUAAUGGUUUAGGGUAACACUUCACAAUAAAGUCUUAUUAAUUAACAGUAGUUACAACAGAAUAUCUUAACUAAGUAUUUAUUGACACUAGUUAAGUCACAAUUUAGCAUUACAUUUAUACUGUAUUACGUUUAAGUUUUAACUGUUAUUAAUUAUGAAGGAAAAUGUAACUAGUAAUAAUUAGAUGAGACAUUACUUAGCCAUUUAUCAAUGUUUUUAGUUUGGUAAUAUGGUACUGUUAAUUCAUGUACUCUUAUUGUAAAGUGUUACCAGUUAACUGCAAUUAAUGAAUGUAUAAUUCAUUAUAUAGUUAAUUAAUACAAGACAUAUAGAAUCUAGUGUAAUCUGCAGAGGUGUCAUUUUUGUUUUGUUUUUAAAGUGAAAGAAGAAUAAACCUUUUUUACAUUUA